AUGGUUUCCCUGGUGCCGCUGAUAUUCAUAGCUGUAGUGCUGCAGUCGUGGACGGCGGCGUUGACUGACAGCAAGCACAGACGCCACCAGGAAGAUGCAUCGCACGCCGACGGCAGCUACACACACACCGCGGUGAAUCGCUCAAAAGGAGGCUUACAAGGAGGCGGUCGUUCCACUCACCAGCAUCACAGCCAUGCGGAAACUGCAGAAGACCGCCACCGUGGAUAUCGCAAGCUGGGAGCGCUGUCUAAGCAAGUAUCGCUCCUCCAGGCUGCUCCGCACAUGCUGGUAGACAAGACUGCGGACGGCACAACUGUAACGAACCCGGGAAGUCAAACCAGCUACUCCCAGACGUUGGCGUCUGCUUCAAGUACGGCAGCAGGGGUAAACGUCGAGCCACAGGGCCAAACGGCUGCAGCCUCUAACGUGGCGCCCACCCAAGGAGCGAACCAAAUUGCGCCAGUAAAUGGACUUGCCAACCCGGAAAUAGCACCGGAUAACGCAGAAGAAAACAAUGGGCCAACGGAUUUUGCAUGUAAAUUCUUGUGGUUCCUGUUCAAAGAGUGCAACAAGCCAGCCCCCGCCACCCAGGAUGCAAAUGCACAGAGCAACGCUGCUACAGAUAUUGCAGAUGACCAGCAACCGGUCCCGCCGGUGGUGUCCUCAUCGUGUACCAUAUACGGCACCACGGUGUUAUCGCUAGACGACUUCAAAGACCCGGAAGAAAAUGGAUGGAUACUUGUCAACGACUCCAAUGCGCCCAGAAUCACGCACAACAAACAAGUCAACUUGGACAAGCCGGCGCAACUGCAGCUAAAGGCCACGCUGUGCAACGCCGCCACUUACGAGGCAACAAUCAAACUGGGCGUUGAUAGCAGCGGUGGUUUUAUAAUCCGAGGCUCCGAUCAGGAUUUCGUGGUAUUCGAGAUGAACACGCUGGCCAAGACCGCCACGCUCAAGAGCAUCAACGGCGCGUACCAGGACAUUAUUAGCGAAGUGGCCUGCGUAAGCUGUUGUUCGUUGGUUAAUAUGCGCGGCAGGACAAAAUUAACAGCCAAUUUAUACAGAAGUGAGCGCAGGAAUGCCGCCAUAUUCUUCAGGCAAAUCGAUAUCCUCAUCGACGGCCGCAAAAUUACGUCGACGUCAAGAAUGCCGUACAAGUCAUCCGGUUACUUCGGAUUCUACAUCGCUCAAGGAAACGCAACUUUCGGAGACCUCUCCGUCGUGCCGAUAAACGAAUGA
Messenger RNA from Babesia bigemina, 1242 nucleotides. Its product is annotated as membrane protein, putative. The record is from RefSeq and is a predicted model, not a curated record. NCBI's taxonomy places the organism in Eukaryota, Apicomplexa, Aconoidasida, Piroplasmida, Babesiidae. Bases 1 to 1242 code for a protein of 413 amino acids. The transcript has 6 exons.